AUAAUGUGAGAAAUGUGAGAGCCCUAUUCGGCUAUUCCAUUUCCACGUCUCUCUCUCUCUCUCUCUCUCUCUCUCGAUUAUGUGCUCCAGCCUGCAAGUCUCAAACCUAAACCAACAGAAGAAAGUUGUGCUGGAUUCAAUGACAUUUAUCGAUUGAGAAGUGGGCUUUCAGGUAAAAAGCUAGCUACAGAUGGCAGAGAGGGAGGAGGGAGACGAUGAAUUGCCAAGGGAUGCAAAGAUAGUCAAAUCAUUGCUGAAAUCAAUGGGUGUCCGGGAAUAUGAGCCCCGUGUGGUGCACCAGUUCCUUGAACUGCGGUAUCGUUACGUUGGUGAUGUUUUGACAGAUGCCUUGGUGUACUCCGAGCAUGCUGGCAAGCCUGCAAUUGACUGUGAUGAUGUCAAGCUUGCCAUCCAGACAAAAGUCAACUUCAGCUUCUCACAACCCCCUCCUCGAGAGGUUCUACUCGAGUUGGCUAGGAACAGGAACAAAACCCCAUUGCCAAAGUCUAUUGCAGGUCCAGGGAUCCCGCUCCCACCUGAACAGGACACAUUGAUCAGCCCAAAUUACCAGCUUGCGAUGCCCAAGAAGCAAAUUUCUCGAACAGUUGAAGAAACUGAGGAAGAUGAAGAGGCAACUGCAACGAACCCAAAUCCUCCCCAAGAAUCAACAACAGACAUGCAGAUGCAAACUCCCCGAAGGGUGUCAUUUCCCGUUCAGGCAAAGCGUCAAGGUAGGGUUGUCGACAGUUCAACCAGACAGCUUGUUUAUUAAUUUGGUUUAAACAGUCAGCGCAGCUUGUUUAUGGGUAUAUGUUGUGUACAUUAUAUAGGUAUUAUGAAUAUUUAUUCUGAAUAAAAGAAGGUGAGUUUUGUUA
Messenger RNA from Macadamia integrifolia, 875 nucleotides. Its product is annotated as transcription initiation factor TFIID subunit 9-like. Gene Ontology annotation, molecular function: RNA polymerase II general transcription initiation factor activity; protein heterodimerization activity; transcription coactivator activity. The transcript is spliced from 3 exons. The record is from RefSeq and is a predicted model, not a curated record. Lineage: Eukaryota; Viridiplantae; Streptophyta; Magnoliopsida; Proteales; Proteaceae. Bases 191 to 772 code for a protein of 193 amino acids. Gene Ontology annotation, biological process: DNA-templated transcription initiation; RNA polymerase II preinitiation complex assembly. Gene Ontology annotation, cellular component: SAGA complex; transcription factor TFIID complex.